Molecule: messenger RNA, 1459 nt
Organism: Eupeodes corollae
Lineage: Eukaryota; Metazoa; Arthropoda; Insecta; Diptera; Syrphidae
Product: putative nuclease HARBI1
Exons: 4
Coding region: 231-1301 (356 amino acids)
Source: RefSeq, a predicted model, not a curated record
AUUAUGAAAUACGAAACGAACGGCAGAAAAAACGAAACCCAGAAAAACGAAACUCAUGGCGAAGAGCGAUUAUGAGAAACGAAAAUGGAAUCAAGAAAAUGUUGCCAGCCAAAAAUGAAAAAUGGUAUUUUUUUUUAAACGCAACUAACUUCACACCUAUUUACAAAUGUCAAAUUGUGAAUGUUGGAAAAGUUUUAAGUUUAAAUUUGAUUUGAUUUCGGUUCGGUAAAAUGUUUUUUCAUUGCGAUUACUUUCUUGAAAGCGAAGAUGAAUCCGAAGGAGAAAUGCGUGUAACAAGGGCACUCUUAAGAGAUUCAUCCGACCCAAUGAGCCUUUCAAGUUCCACGUUCAAGCAACUUUUUCGUCUGAACAAGGAAGCGUUUAAAUAUGUAUUGGAUGAGAUUGAUCCACACCUUCCAAGUUUUAAUUCUACAUAUAUACCAAAUGUAUUGAAAUUAGCUGCAACACUUCGGUUUCUGGCAGAGGGUGGAUAUCAAAGAGGAACCGGCCAGGAUUUCCUUGUUAGUAUGGCACAACCAACUUUAUCGGUCACUCUAGCAAAAAUAUUGCCAAUAAUGGAAAAUAUUCUGUGCCCAAAAUUUAUAUCAUUUGCAAUGACGGAAGACGAAAAAACUGCAAGUAAACAACAUUUUUAUGAGAAAUAUAGUUUUCCUGGCAUUAUCGGGUGUGUAGAUGGUACGCACAUGAAAAUUAUAAGACCAGUAUUAAAUGAGCACCUUUACUUUAAUAGAAAAGGUGACCAUAGUAUAAAUGCAAUGAUCGUCUGUGACUACAAAAUGAGAAUACGAGCAAUUGAUGCGCGGUAUGGAGGAGCCUCCCAUGACUCAUUUGUGUUUAGUUUAAGCGCCUAUCGCAGACACCUUGUUCAAAAAUGGAAUGAUGGUGAUAGGAGAAGUUGGUUAUUGGGUGAUUCUGGGUACACAUUGGAACCGUGGAUGAUGACACCCUACAGGACUGCACAAGAAGGUGGCCAAGAAGAACAUUUUAACACGAUCCAUUCCAAAUGUAGGAAUAUUGUUGAAAGGACGAUAGGCGUUUUGAAAUCGAGGUUCAGAAGCAUUCUCGGAGCAAGGCAACUCCAUUAUUCACCCGAAAAAGCUAUCCAAAUUACAAAUGUUUGUGCUGCUUUGCACAAUAUUUGCAAAAAGUUUGCUGUACCAGACUUCCCGGUCAUGGAAAACAAUGAGGAAGGAGAGGAGAGUGAACUUGUAGCUAGUGAUUUGAAUCAAUUUUCGAACAUAGCAACAGAAAUACGAAACCAAAUUAAAGACGUUUUGUAAACAAAAUAAAACUAUUUAAUUCAGUCAUUGUAUGCAAGUAGGUACAUAGGUGUAUCUGUGAUCACAAAAUUGAUAAAUAUUAAUGUAAGAAAAUAAAUUAAGAAAGUAAAUAAACAUAAAAUAAACUCUUCUUAAAAAAAAAAAAUAAAAACUUCACA